GGGCGGCCCUUCCGGUCGGCGGAGCCCGGCGGCCAGAGCGGCGGCGGCGGGCGAGCGGCGGCAUGGCGGGCGCGGGGGGCGAGGCGCGGUUCGCGGGGCUGACGCUGGUGCAGCUCAACGAGCUGCUGGAGGACGAGGGGCAGCUGGCGGCCAUGGUGCAGCGGAUGGAGGAGACACAGAACGUCCAGCUAAACAAAGAAAUGACGCUCGCCAGCAACCGGAGCCUGGCCGAGGGGAACCUCCUGUACCAGCCCCAGCUGGACGUGCGGAAGGCGCGCCUGACCCAGAAGUACCAGGAGCUGCAGGGGCUGUUCGAGGCCUACCAGAUCAAGAAGACCCAGCUAGACAAACAGCCCAGCAAUGCCUCCUUGGAGACCCUGUUAGCGCUUCUCCAGGCCGAAGGAGCCAAGAUUGAGGAAGACACGGAGGACAUGGCAGAGAAGUUUCUCGAGGGAGAGCUGCCUCUGGACGCUUUCAUCGAUGUCUACCCGAGCCAGAGGAAACUGGCCCACGUGCGGAGAGUCAAGAUCGAGAAGCUGCAGGAGAUGGUGCUAAAGGGGCAGAGACUCCCGCGGGCCCCGGCCCCGCUGCCGUCCAGGGGGCCCGAGCCAGCGCCCGCCGCCCCGGACGCUAGCGGCCCCCCCUCGGCCAUGCGUCGGCGCGUCCCGCCCCCGGUGCCCGCAGGACGCUUAGCCACGCCGUUUACCGCCGCCAUGGGCUCAGCGCAGGCCCCGCUGUACCCGCCCCUGCCCCCUCGUGUGGGCCUCCCCCCGCAGUUUGUGUCGCCAUACCCACCCCCUCUCCCCCAGAGGCCCCCACCCCGACUGCCUCACCAGCCAGGCUUCAUCCUGCAGUGAGGUCCCUCGUCCGUCCGUCCUGGGUGAGACUCCCGCCAGCCUGCUGGCCGGGGCCCAGGGGCGUCUGCUGUGAGCACUGUAGGUGGGUGAGGAGCGUGGGCCCCGUGCGUGCUAGUGCCAGUUUGCAUCCUCCGUUCGCGUGCGGUUUGUGUUGUGAGCUCACGGACCUGGGGAAGCUGCCCUCCCUUUAGAAUGUGGUCCUCCCAUCGCAGCUUUCGCAGCAAGCGUGGGUCCUGGUUUCUGCUUUAUUUUCAAGACAGUUUGUCCCAGCCUGGGCCAGGCCACAAGGUGCUGAGUCUGGGGGUGACAGCCCCACACACCCCCAAAACCUGGGUCCCUCAAAGCCACCCACAGGGUUUGCACUUGGCCCACUGCCCAGUGGAGGUGGGCGGAGCUGGACUUUGCACAUCGCUGUCCUCCCAGCUCCUCCCUCCCCUCCUUAGCCGGUCCCAGGGUUUCUACAAAGAAAUACGCCAAUAUUUUUACUACGUGUGUAAAUUUCCUGUUUUAUAUUGGGGAAGAAAACUUUUUGACACAAACCAUUCAGGGAACUUUAUAAAGUGUACAUGUUUUGAGAUGGAAGUACAGGUGACAGGUGACCCAAAUCAGCUGCCCCCAGGCCAUGGGGUGGCUGUGGCCCCAGCUGCCUUCAGGAAGGGUGUGUCACCCUGUGCUGUAAGAAGUUUGCCCCCUGAACCAGGGUCCUCUUAGCCAAUACUCUCAGCCUCUGGGUGGGCGAGGGAGCUGGCUCUGGGAGGAGAGAGUGCCAAGCUAGGACCCUUCCUGCCCACUAGGUUCCCAGCUCCAGGUGCUGCAUCUGAGGUGGGUGUCACCACCCGCCUGUGCAGACAGGCCAGGUGCUCAGGUGGGGACGCCUGGCUGCUGCCCAAGCUCUGACGGCCUGUCCCAGCGGUCACGGGGAGGCCACCACCUUUGUACUCUGUGUCCACACAGUUCUGCUCCUGGACUUGAACUCUACUGUAUCAUACUGUUUUCCAAGAACCAGAGCUGAACCGGACCAUCUGCUGCCGUGCCAGGGCGCCUGCCAUGCUCUGUGCCCCGAGAGCAGUGCCACCCACACCAUGCCUCUGCCGCCGAGCAGGGCACAGCUGACACGACUCAGUGUGGAUGUGGCAAAGGGGCAGCCAGGCGGCCACGCCUUCGCUCCAGGGCCAUGUCUGAGCUGUGGUUGUGAGGCUGUGGGACCCUUUUUAAUAAAUAGAGAAUUACUAC
Messenger RNA from Pipistrellus kuhlii (Kuhl's pipistrelle), 2090 nucleotides. RefSeq names its product VPS37B subunit of ESCRT-I (gene VPS37B). Bases 63 to 857 code for a protein of 264 amino acids. Gene Ontology annotation, biological process: ubiquitin-dependent protein catabolic process via the multivesicular body sorting pathway; protein targeting to membrane; protein targeting to vacuole. Lineage: Eukaryota; Metazoa; Chordata; Mammalia; Chiroptera; Vespertilionidae. Gene Ontology annotation, cellular component: ESCRT I complex. The transcript has 4 exons. The record is from RefSeq and is a predicted model, not a curated record.